This is a messenger RNA of Prorocentrum cordatum, 1209 nucleotides long. NCBI's taxonomy places the organism in Eukaryota, Dinophyceae, Prorocentrales, Prorocentraceae. The record is from the annotation of a GenBank genome assembly.
UAGCUGCCCUGGCUGCCACUCCUGCUCCCCCUCUGCCUCCGCUCUUCUUCGGAGCAGGGGCGGCCAGGCGGCUGGGCGCCCGCCCACCACGGCGCGACGGCGGUCCCCCUGCGCGGGCCCAUGGCCGGCGACAGCUUCGGGGAUGCGCAGGUGGGGCUGUACGCCGACGCGGGUGUGGAGAGGCAGUACCGGCUGCACCGGCAGCACCACCAGCAGGCGCCGCAGGACCUGCACUUCCAGCCCGUGCAGCUGCAGCAGCACUACGGCAAGGAGAGGCAGCCCCAGCAGCCCCAGCAGCACCAGCCCCAGCAGCACCAGCACCAGCCGCAGCGCCGCCAGCAGUGGCAGCACGACCGGCCCGCUCAGGGCGGCCCGCAGGGCGGCGGCGGCGGGAAGGCGGAGCAAGGGUGGGGCGCGGGCCCGCGUGCCCAGGCCAACGGGAAGGCCCUUUCGCGACCCGCGAUCAACAAGGAGCUCAUCAGGGCAGCCGAGAUUGGGGACCUCCGGCACCUGCUGGAGACUGUGGAGGCCUACUUGCCCCAGAUGAACGUAGUCAAUCUAUCCACUUCUUUGUACCGCCUCGGCAAGCUCGGUGCCAGCCAUCCGUCGACGCAGGCAGCUCUUUGCUCCGACCCGGUGGUCCGCUCCGUGCUGGAAGCGCUGAUACGCCGCCUGCGGGGUACUUCGCCGAAUCCGACCCUGCCUCAGGCGAUCAGCAACGUGGCGUGGUCGUUGGCUUCGUUGCGGCACAUGGACGCGCCCCUCCUGGAGCUGUUGGCCUCGCAGGCCACCUCCAACAUGCCGAGCUUCAAGUACUACGAGCUGUCGUCCCUCCUCUGGGCGUUCGCCAAGCUGGGCGCAGGCGACAUCCUCCCGCCGUCGACGGCGAUGCUCUUCGAAGCCGCCGCAGAGACGCUCCGCGGCAACUUACCAGAAGUGCAGUUCCGCAGCCUCGCCACCAUUGCCUGGGCCUUCGCCACGGCCAAGAUCGCCCACCCGCUCCUGUUCCAGGACCUCAGCGUGGAGAUGUGCCGCAAGGUGCGGACCGCGAAUAGCCAGGAGAUCGCCAACAGCGCCUGGGCGUUCGGGACCGCCAGCUACAAGGACAGCCAGCUCAUGCAGGCGCUCGGGGACGCGGGCGUGAGCCGCCUGGAGGAGUACAAGCCGCAGGAGAUCUCGAACACGCUCUGGGGCUUCGCGACAGCAGGC